This is a messenger RNA of Punica granatum (pomegranate), 1843 nucleotides long. Lineage: Eukaryota; Viridiplantae; Streptophyta; Magnoliopsida; Myrtales; Lythraceae. The record is from RefSeq and is a predicted model, not a curated record.
GCACUACUCCCAUCAUACUGAUAAUUGCAGAAAUGUUAAUGACCCACCAGCUUCUGAAUUAUGACCACUGCGAGCUUCAAAUGCUCCUUUUUCCUUCUUUUGCUCGUUGGAUUUCUCCUUUAAAAUAAAGAAAUAAGCCGCUUUUGCUCUCACUCCCCUCAGGUUAAAUACCGAACGAUUCUUCAGCUGCCUAGCCACUUCAUGUUCUCGCCCGCAAUCAGUCGCACUGUCGCCAUGGACAUAUAUAAUGCAUCUCUCUUGCUAAAGAGUUAGUCCUCAGGGCUAUAAAACUAACCGUGUACGUGAUGACAAUUUGAGCUUUCCAGAUGAAGGAUUUUCUUAUAAGGGGAAUUUCUUGUGCUGCCAAAGCAGUGAGCUCAUGCACAGCGAACUGCCCAGUCCCGAAGCUGGAGUACAUUGACGAGAAUGCCCCAGCAGGGAGUUGGUUUCCAGCAACCUGCCCGCCGCCAGAGACUCCGACUGAGUCUAUGGAGUUCCUAGCAAGAUCGUGGAGCCUCUCGGCAAUGGAGCUGUCCAAUGCUCUUACUGGCACUCAUAUCAUGUCAACCAACCAGUCUGUCCCCGAGAGGUCAUCCUUCUCUUCCCUUAACAGCGUCGAGUCAGCAGGACAGGAUGCAAGUUCCGCACCUAUAAGGGAAUCCGUGCUCCAGCCUUUACAGAAUGGUGGUAAUACUGAUAACGAUUCUCCCAGAGACAGUGGAGAAGUCAGGGAACUAUUCUUGCUUCAUCAGGCCCUGAACCCGGAAUUCCUUUCAAACCAACAGCUACUCCGUAAUGGGCUCUACAAGAGCAUUAUGAGGGGAAAAACAAUGGGGAGGUGGCUCAAGGACCAGAAGGAGAAGAAGAAACAGGAGACUCGGGCUCACAAUGCCCAACUCCAUGCAGCCGUCUCUGUGGCUGGGGUUGCAGCUGCCGUGGCUGCAGUGGCAGCCUCAACUGCCACAUUUCCUGAACAACCAAAGGCCUCAUCAAAGAACAAAACAAACUAUAAAACCACUGCCGCUAUUGCCUCGGCAGCGGCCCUGGUAGCGUCCCAUUGCAUUGAUCUUGCAGAGGAGAUGGGGGCCGAUCAUGGCCAAAUCUCAGCGGUCGUUAGCUCAGCAGUUAACGCGAGGAGUAAUGGCGAUAUCAUGGCCCUGACUGCUGGAGCAGCCACAGCGCUACGAGGAGCUGCAACCCUGAGAGCAAGGCUGCAGAAAGGCCAUGGGGGUCCAGCAAUAGGACUGGGAGAGGAAAAGAUCGAAGGUGACAAGGAAAACUUUAUCUCAAGUGCAUUAGAUUUUGUGUGCAAAGGAGGAGAACUCCUCAAGCGUACAAGGAAAGGUGCACUCCACUGGAAGCAGGUUUCUUUUAAUGUAAACUCAAAUUUUCAGGUGGUUGCUAAGCUGAAGAGCAAGCAUAUGGUGGGAACAUUUACCAAAAAAAAGAAACUUGUAGUCUUGGGAGUCUACUGCGAUAUCCCGGAGUGGCCUGGGAGGGCAGAGAAGGAAGAAGAAGGAUACGAGCAGAAGGGCUACUUUGGCAUUAAAACCGACGACAGAAUCAUCGAGUUCGAGUGCAGAAGCAAAAGUGAGAAGCAGCUCUGGGCUGAGGGGAUAAAACACAUUUUGAAUUACUGCUCGAACAUGACAUAAUUCAAAGCACAUUUACAUUUGCAAGCAACUCAGUAUGAUUGGAUAUGGGCAUAUUACAUGGAGAUAUGAGGAAUGGUACUUGUAAAUCAUGAUAUGAAAGUCCUUUCCGUCGAUUCUCAUGUAAAACCCAGCUUGUUUACUGACUUUCUAAAAGUUGAACAAGACAGGAUUUAUGCUUCUGAACCUUA